Amyelois transitella is the source of this 6819-nucleotide messenger RNA. RefSeq lists its product as uncharacterized. The transcript has 18 exons. Bases 39 to 4640 code for a protein of 1533 amino acids. The record is from RefSeq and is a predicted model, not a curated record. NCBI's taxonomy places the organism in Eukaryota, Metazoa, Arthropoda, Insecta, Lepidoptera, Pyralidae. Gene Ontology annotation, cellular component: cytoplasm. Gene Ontology annotation, biological process: regulation of small GTPase mediated signal transduction; activation of GTPase activity. Gene Ontology annotation, molecular function: GTPase activator activity; protein binding.
CGGUUAUCAGGCCGCUGGAGCGAGCAUAAGGGCGCGAUAUGUGCCUGCACGGUUAUUCACAUUUUAUACGUAGACCACGCAACGCCAUGUAUAACCACACACAUUUUCGCAAUAAUAAAGCGACUAUGACGGCAAUAUGUUUCGUUUGCAACCUGCCGAUUCUAUCUCAUCAAGUGGGGCUGGUGUGGGCUGGCGGCAACGGCUGGGACGAGCUGACCCGGUCUACCUUAGAGGAGAACACUCUCCGGCAGCGGCUUGGCAGUCGCAGGGAUUCCGCAGCACAAGUGUCGUGCUUCUCGCCGCCAGAACCCGACGUGUCCGAUCAAGCCAGGGGAGGACCACGUCGGCGUCGGUCAUCCUUGGCUCAACUCACAGACAUAUUGCGGGAGUGGGGUGGUGGCAGCAGCCAGCCCCGGCGGCAAAGAGCCCCACUUUCACGAAGGGAAACCCUGGCCGAUUUGGCUCGGUCUCUGCCCUGGGCUCGCCACGAGCCACCACCAAGACGCAGACGCGACUCCUCGGCCGAUUCAGGCAUAAAAUCUAUGGCUUCCAAACGUCGCGACUCCAAGGCAGCUCCCUCAGAUUUUCGUGGCGAAUUCCCGAACUACUGGGAUCGUAAAGACUCCACAACUAUCAUGCCAUCUCGAGAAAGACGUAUAAAAAGGAGAGGAUCUGGCGACGACAAUAAAGAACGGAGAGACUCUGUUGAUGGUCACCGCCACAGACGUGAAUCCAUAAUAGCUGCUCCUCCGCGAAUAGUCGCAACUCAUAGAAAAAGGCGAGCUUCACCUCCAUCUCCGGCUCCACCUUCAUUUGUUGAUGCCUCUUCGGAUCCUGGACCCUCCACUCAGCCACCAUGUGUAACAAUAGUAGCGGUGCAUGAACCCAGUCGAUCCGAUGGUGAAUGUCAACCAAUGACCAUGCCAACAAUCAUUACAUCUGCUGUCACACCGUCCCCUACUUCUCCUACUGUUCCUACAAGCAAUGCAGCACAAUCUGCCCAGACUUCUCAAACCACUCAAGCAUCGCAAGCUGUUCCGGGAGGUCGAACCCCUCCCAACCUAGGUGGGCGGCGUGAUUCUACAACGCAGUGUGGUAGGGCAAGGAGAGACUCGCGUGCUACCGCUAGUCCUGAACGAAGACUUGGAAGAUUACAGAGGCAAGCUACUGCAUUUGAUGAUCCAAAUGGUCCUCCAGGAUCGAGACGUAGAGAUUCAGGUCCUUCGUUAGGUCCUGAUGAUGAAGGGCGAGCUAGAAGAGAUUCGCUUAGUCCGGAUUCGGCAGCUCGUCCAAGACGCGAUCGGUCCCAACUAAGCCCUGAUGGAGCUGGAGGUGGUGAGUUGAGUCCAUCAGCAGCUAGACGACGAGGUCGCUUGAGGAGACAAGCCUCCUGUGCUCGUGUUGGUCGACCCAGAAGUCCAGAUUCUAGUUCUUGUUCAAGUCGUGACCAUAGCCCUUGCACCGCACGUCCUCCAGAACGGACAAUCAUAAGAAGACAAUCAACAACUGAAGAAAUAUUAAUAGCUCGUGGUUUCAGAAGGCAGUCCACUACGGAAGAAAUGAUAAGGUGCCGGAACUUUAGGCGCCAGAGUUCACAAAGUGACGAUGCCUGCAUGCGAGCUCGAGGACGCAGGGAUUCUUCCACACAAAUUCUCGACGGCACUAUAGGCACCAUGACAGUUGAAACUACAAGCACAUUCUUCGAUUCCAGUACACAAACAGAACCAUCCCCGCUGUACGACAACAACCACUACCACGAGGAAUGCCUCCGCUGCAACUCCUGCGGGCUGAAUCUCACUGGGCCCAAUCAGAAACGAGCACGUCGCUUCAAAAACCAGAUCCUGUGCGACCUUCACUUCGCGGACGUGGCGCUGAUGGAGUGCAGCGACUUCAUGCAGCAACUACGCAGCUUCAAACCCCAGUCCCUGGGCUGCGCGGUCGCUAGGCGCAAGUCUUCCACUACGCUCAUAUUCCCCCUGCCGCCGCAGGCUUGCUCAGAUGAAUUCUGCGAGGAGUACCCUCACAGCCUGAUCCCGACUCCCGGCUACUGGAUAGAAUGUUCCCGGCAGAAGAUAACCACCGACACCAUUUGGGAUGAGUCCGAAUCUGAACAUGACAGCGGGCCUGAUAGGGAUGACCCAGAUCGACAUCGGAGGUCGGGAUCCCUGGACGAAGCAGCUGAAGACAGCAGUGAUAAUGAAGGAAGUACACCUAAGAAGAAAACUGUUAUUGAAGAGCAAUGGGAAAGGUCUGGUGGCUUCGAACUCACGUCCGUGGAACAAGAGACUUACGAGAAGUACUUCUACGGCACAGAACAUUGGAACUACUUCACCAAUGACGAAGACCUGGGGCCGGUCAUAUUGUCCAUUAAACAAGAGACACUUAAUGGAAGAGACCAAUUUAGGAUCCUAGUCCGAGCCAUCAGCUACACGGUCCAUGGCUUGAUCCCGGCGUCCUGCGUGUUCGCCGACCGCUACAACCGGGAAGAGGUGGUGCGUUCCCUGGGGAAGGAGGUCAACAUCAAUCCUCCCCUGAUGCUGGGGCAGCUGCCUGACACGCCAGAGGAACUACUCAAACUUGACCAGGUAUUCAUCAAAUCAGAGCUAAAGGUCGGCGUCAUUUACGUGAAAGAAAAUCAAUACACAGAAGAAGAGAUUCUAGAUAACAAUGAAAAUUCACCUAUGUUCGAAGAAUUCUUACAAGUUUUGGGAGAAAAAGUACGACUAAAAGGCUUCGACAAAUACAAGGGCGGUCUCGACACAGUCCACGACCUGACCGGCCUGUACUCCGUGUACACCAACUGGCGAGGCAUCGAGAUCAUGUUCCACGUGUCCACACUUCUGCCUUACGAGCGACACGACCCGCAGAAGCUGCAGAGGAAGAGGCAUAUAGGCAACGAUAUAGUCUGUGUGGUAUUUCUGGAAGCUGACAAUACCGCGUUCUCCCCCGCUUGCAUUAAGAGCCAUUUUCUACAUACGUUUAUAUUAGUGCGGGUUUCAGCAAAGAUUAAAAGAAGGCCUACGAGAUAUGAAGUGUCAGUGGUGACGAGAGAUGAAGUGGGCGCCUACAAACCUUAUUUGUGGGAGCAGAGCCUUUUUGAUAAAGGUCCUAUGUUCAGAGAAUGGCUCCUGACGAAGAUAGUAAAUGGAGAGAGAGCGUCAUACUCCGCUCCAAAAUUCGCCAGGAUGCAGGAGAGGACCAGGAGCCAGAUGUUGGAGGAUAUUGUCGCCAACCUGCAGAACCAUGCGGAGACUGGACAGAUCCCAAAACCUUAUCGAAGAGGAUCCUGGCGCCCCAUCGGCCACAUGCGUCCCUCAUCACCUCUCCUGGACUCCGUGAGAGACCAAUUUGAAGACUACGACCAGCUGGCCAAAGACUUUACAAGAGUCUUUCUGAAUAACGAACUGAAUUGUGCACAGAACGCGCAGUUGUUUGACGUAGUAUUUCUGGUGGGACAGUCGAAACAAAAGACCAAGUUUAUAGGAGUCAGAGCAAUACUUGGUGUCAGAAGUAGGGUAUUCCAAGAAAUGCUGUACGGCAUACAAACCGGCUUUGGUUCACCUCAAGUCCCUGUCGCUGAGCUGCUGGCGCGGCCGGCACCCACGCUGCUGUCACCAACUCCUGCAAGGCAGAAGAGUAGCAACUUUCUGCAAGUGCCAGAUAUCGAAUCACCAAGGCCCAAAAGUGUACCCAGUUCGCCGAUGGUAAAACGCGCGUUUUCCCGCCUGGGCACGAUCACUGCAGGCUGGGGGCGCUCCAUCCGCAAGCAGCAUUCACAACUCAACGCCGACGACAAGAAAAAGUGGGCUAGCUCGCAGGACUGCUCAAAUAAAGAAGGCAAAGACAAAGAAAAAGAUAAAAACGCAGCGUUAGCAGUACCAAGACUAUCCGUAUGUGCUGAUGCACAAAAGGUUGAUCGUGCUAAACUUGCGCAGACUGAGUUUUCAAUAAUCGAAUUUGAUCCGGAGACGUUCCGGAUCCUGCUGGACUACUUGCACACGGGCAGCUGCCCGCUCACCUGCGCCUCGAUCCCGGGGCUCAUUUGUGCUGCAGAACAUUACGACCUGCCAGAACUGCUGCAGGCCUGUUUCCAUCAUGCAAAGCAGUUCCUUAGGAUAGAAGUUGUAUGCACAAUGCUCAUAUCAUUAGAAAACUAUUACUGGCGGUACACGUCUGCCUCGGAAUUGGUGAACAUGAUCUUAGCUUUCAUCGAGCAACGCGCCUACGCCCUCUUUCAGACCGCGGAGUUCCUCAAUUUGUCCGAGUCCAUGGUCCAAAUGAUCAUGUGCAGAAACCUCGAAGUACCAGAGGUGAGAAAGUUCGAAGCUAUGCUCGGUUGGGCUAGAAACAAGAUCAAGUCCAAAUCUGCAAAUAAGACUGAUGCGAAAAAUGAAUUUAAAUGCAUUAUGGAGAGAUUAGCUAGAGACCUCAAACUGCAAAGGAUCUCACCGCAGGAAUUGAUCAAAGUUGUGCUUCCUUCCAAAGCGAUCAAGAAUGAACGCAUUUUAGAAACAUUGAUGCUCCAGGCCAACACGGGCAUGUAUAGGAUCCAGGAUAGCUAUUUCCAGGCCUGCAAGCAACGGCUGCAGAAACAAGACUCCAGAUUCUCAGAGUUCGAAAGCUUUGACUACGGAAUAUAAACUUGGAGCUGUGAGGAAUAUCAGUGUAUUAGAUAGAUUAUGAACUAUUUGGACUGGGUCCUUCUAAUAUUGUGGUAUGUUGACGCCUUCUAAAAGUAUUAUUGUUAUAGAUGUAUGUACUUGAGUAGUGGUACGAGAAAUAUUUGUACAAUUCUCGGAUACCUAUCCUUGUUGUUAUUCAUUGAUACCUAUAUUUUUUACAUCUAGCUAGAUGUGUUCAGUAUAAUCAUCUCUAUUUUUGGUACCAAAAAAAUAAAAAAUACGCGAUUAGUUUUGAAAAUAAAAUCAAUGGAUUUUAUCUAAAAAAUUGGUGUAAUAGCUACUGGUACAAACAAUACAUAACUGUGAUUCGUCAGUGAGAAACUAUACCCGAUGUUUUGGAAACAGGAUGUUUAAAAAAACUUAUAGCGUAUUUCGACAUAUCUUAAUAAUAUCAAAGAUUCAAUCAAAAGCAGCCUAACCAGUAGACGAAUAAAAAUAAUUGAAACUGACUAAUAACUAUUGCUUUAGGGAGGAAUAUAAUAACGACUGAAACUAGAAUCCAUGUAUUGGACAGUUAAAUUAAAUCUAUGCAAGUUUAGUAAAAACAUGCCACUUUACAAUAUUAACUCUUAUAAUUAAUCAGUUGACGAUGAAAAUACCUUAAAAAUAAUGUUAAAUUGUAGAAUUAAAUGUAAACAAUUUAUAGAAUCUGAUUCUUGAGAUAUCUUCAUAAUGUUGUCAUAGUUACUAAAGUUAAGAAUGUAUAUUAUGAUAUAUAUAUGUGUGUGUAUAGUAGGUACACGUCUUUUCUACACAAUUCUCGAAUCGUAUUUUCCUAAGCUAUGGCCACUCUGUCACUCGCACAAAAACUUGUAGACUCUAAUGGCGGCUAAGUAUGUUGUUUCGCUCAGAAACUCUGCCGUUCUUUCAUCAAUAUUUCAUCAUCGAUAGGAGUAAGUCAAAGUGUUCGUUUUUAUUAAAACAUUUAAUUUUUUUUUUAAAUAAAAACCAUCUUAAAUUACUUUUUACUUUUUAUUAUUUUCAUGGAUUUGUUGAAUGCCAUCAUUUUAUGAUUAUAAGGAAUUUUUCACAAGUUGUAUAAUAUUUUAAUACUUAUCUAAUAGGCCAUAACCUCUCAUCAGUCGGCGGCUAUCUGAAAAUUCCAACGAUAUUUUAAUCCUAUUCAAACUAAUAUUAUAAAUGCGAAACCCAGUUUAUUUUACUUUAAUAAUUAAAAGUCUGGAGAAGGACAUAGGCUACCUACCUAAAUACUAUAGUUCCCUUGUUGAUUUGCAAAAACCUGUAUUCUUUUGUAGGUAGCGGUAAAUUCGUCGCCUUUUGCAGAUGGCGUUAUAUACACGCAGGCCCAGGCGUAGCUGCAAAGCACCUGCUUAAAUUUUAAAAUGACUGCACCUUUCUAAUAGUUAAAUAUGUAUUUAUUUAUUAAAGCUUAAAUCCUAUGUUAACAUUAUACUUUCCUACUAAUGCCAAUACCCUCAGAAACACCCAAAAUGAUCAUUUUUUUCUGCAAUCUUUAAAAAUUACUAAGUGCGCGAUUAUUAAAAAAAAAAAAAUAUUUUCUAUAAAUUCAACAAACGCUUCAUUUAUCGCCUUAAAAUUUUUUCGCGAUUUCCUUUAUACAAAAUCAGAUCUUUUGAUGUUUGUUUGUGCCCUAGAUUGCAUUUUAUUUAAAUACGUAUUGGUUUUUUAUAAUGUUAGUAAUGGUUCAAUUAACGUCAGAAUAUCUUCCGUUCAUUGUAUUUGUCCGUCGAAAUGUGAAAUAUAAAAAUUAAAGGUUUUAUGAAAUGUUUAUGCGAAUCACGAGUUGUUAUGCAAAUAUUUUAACGAAAAUACGUUAUAUUUUGUUUUAAAAUAUUUUUUAGCAUGAUAAUCUCUUCAGUUAGUUGCCAAUUUUCUUCUCACUUCUAGUAGAAGUUUGAGGCAAAUCUAAUUGUGUAUUCAUAAAAAUGCCCCAUGAUGCAACAGGUUAAGUAAGUUUAAUGGAAAUAUGUGCAGUCCGUGGUAGAUAAAAUAUAUCUUAUAAUGAAGUGCAGAUAUGUAAUGAUAAUAUAGACAUUUAUAUUCGACUUGAUCUCUUAGAUUUAAGAAAUGUAUUUAUGUUAAAUAUUGUUAUAACUCUUCUGAACCAAAUGUUGUAAAUGUUUCUACCCUGUACUCUUAUCAAAUAAAACAAAAU